This is a messenger RNA of Thunnus maccoyii (southern bluefin tuna), 1671 nucleotides long. RefSeq names its product immunoglobulin kappa light chain-like. The coding region runs from base 71 to 1201 and encodes 376 amino acids. The record is from RefSeq and is a predicted model, not a curated record. The transcript is spliced from 6 exons. NCBI's taxonomy places the organism in Eukaryota, Metazoa, Chordata, Actinopteri, Scombriformes, Scombridae. Gene Ontology annotation, biological process: response to bacterium.
UUUACUAAGCAGCCAAUCAGGUAAACCAAGAUGAAUACAAUGAACCAAUCAGAAACCUGACAGAUGUGACAUGGAUGUGUCCUGCAUGGUGAAUCUGUUUAGACUGCUGCCACUGUCACAAGUCAGAACUGCUGUGGAGAAGAUGGAGCCACCAGCAGAGAAGUUGUUGCUGAGCCUGCUAAAUGUUUUACUGCUCUGGUCUGUGUGUGAGGCACAGCUAAGUGACGUCUUUCAACCUGUUCCUUUCCAAUCAGCAGCACUUGGAGAAGCAGUUUCUAUUACAUGUCGCAUUCAUAGUUCUGUAAGAACUAGAGUAUGGUACAAACUGACAACUAGCAGGAGACUACAGCUAGUGGCCUCAACAGAUACUUUUUAUAAUCUGACAACAUUUGGCGACCAAUUUCAUCACUAUUAUUCUGUAAAAUCUGACAGCAUCAGCAGUCAUCUGAGCAUAUCUGCAACAAAGUGGGAAGAUGUUGGCACAUACUACUGUGGAGUGAUCAAUUUAAACAAGGUUCAGUUUGGACAAGGAACCUUUUUGAGGCUGAAAGGUGCAAAGAUGAUCAGUGACUCUGUCGUCCAGCAACCAGAGUCUCAGUCAGUGCAGCCAGGACACUCUGUGACUCUCAGCUGUUCUGUCCACACUGACCGCUGUGCAGCAGAACACACUCGCGUCUUGUGGCUGAAAAACUCUGAUUAUUCUGCUCCUGAGAUGAUUUACUCCUCUGGAAAUAAAAAUGACACCUGCCAGAGUACUGAUACUGGCUCUGGAGAAGCUACCUGUGUGAACAACCUUCUCAUGAGGAACCUCAGCUCUGAUGAUGCAGGAACCUACUACUGUGCUGUGACUUCAUGUGGAGAAGUACUGUUUGGAAAUGGGACCAGGAUUAAUGUUAACAGAGAUGAUGCCAAACCAGCUGAUCUGAGUCCAACCAUUAUUGCACUGAUUGUGUCAAACAUCAUUCUUGGGAUGGUGACACUUCUAUUUGUAUGGACACAUUGCAGGAGUUGGAGAACAGAUCCCACAGCACUAUCCAGAUCCCACGAUGGAUCCCUUGAAGGCAAUCAGACUGGAGGUGCAGUCAUCUAUGCAGCUGUGCGUUCAGCUCCCAGAAGCUCCUCCUGCAGGCCAACUGCAGUUAAACACAGUAGAGACUCUGUAGUUUAUACUGAUGUCUCAUACUGUCAACAGCAAGUAUAGACAAGGGGUGAAAGAAUGGAGAAUGAAGAAUGAAAACUGGAUUUCCUGUUAUUGUUGUCUGUCAAGGCUGUAUAACACAUUCACAGGACAUCAUUUUAAAGAACAGAGUGUGUCAAGUAUUCUCCCUCACUAAGGCACCAAUAUAAACCUUUCCUACAUCUGAUUGGAUGAACACUGCAAUCACUUUGCUAGAAGUAGUGCUUGCUUCCAGCUUUCAAACAGAAAAUGUAUGGUGUUUUUUCUGUAUUAUUUUCAUUAAUUUAAAUUUAUUUUUCAGAAAUUGCUUUUUGACCAAAAAAUUGGUUGAAAAUAAACCAUGCAACUGCAGAAUCAGAUUAGUUUAGAGACUGCAUUUUUGUAUUCUUGAGUUUAAAUUCUUAAAUUUAACUUAAAGGAAACCUGUGUGAUUUGACAGAAGUUGACAUUUAAUGUGUUUUUUGUGUCUUUACAUGUAAAUUUAAAAUAAAUCA